Messenger RNA from Soboliphyme baturini, 342 nucleotides. Lineage: Eukaryota; Metazoa; Nematoda; Enoplea; Dioctophymatida; Soboliphymatidae. The record is from the annotation of a GenBank genome assembly.
AUGACAAAGAGGUUUGAAGAACCUCGAGAGGUCUCCGUAAAACUUAGUCAUCUGCUGCUCAUGCGCUUGCUGAUGGAACAGAUAUACUAUAUCGAUCGCAGCCCAGGUUCCAAGAGGGCGCGCAAGCUGUUUGGGGACGGAGGCAUGCUGCCGAAGAUGGAUGAAACGAAGACGAAGAUAUCAACCAGCAACGCAGUCGUCACCCGUUCUGAAAAGAAGAGGCAGACCGCGCGAUGCCAUUAUAACACAUCAAAAAUGACUCCAAGGAACGACACCGCCAAUGGGAGCUUACAGUCCGAAAUUGCAAUCUAUCCUCUCUCACAGGGAAAGAGCACGGGCUAG